AUGUCGCCUGAUUCUCCCCAACCAACGCCUCCAGAUGUGCGUGAAAAAUUGAAACCGGUUCAAUAUUCAGAAGUCGCGUCUCGUCUCGAGGCAGCGCAGGCUGAACCGACUCGUGAGGCCCCACAACAGCGUGAUGCUCCCAACGACGAAGGACUUCUCAGCGACAUGGCCUCGACACUCACAGGGGUUCCUCUCCCUGAUAUGGCUUCCUUGAGACGCCUCCAGUCAGGGAUUUUGGGACGACAGCCAUCCGGACAGCCCUUGGCUCAGCCGAGCGCAUCCGUUGUUGGAAAUCAGCUUCAAAGCCCCAGCACUGGCGUGACAUGUCCCAUCUGCUUCUGUCAGUUUGAACCGAAGGACGAAGUCAUUCAGAUGCCAUGUGACUGGCGGCACGUGUUUCAUAACGAGUGUUUAGGAUCCUGGUUGGAUCAGAGCCAAGCGUGUCCUGUUUGCCGAAGCAAUGUCGUUGAGUCGCUAAAGAAGAAAGAAGAAGCUGAAGCGGCUCCUAACCUGCAAGUGCCAACCGAACAGAGACGCACUCGUCCGGAGAAAUCGACUGACUUCGUAUGA
Molecule: messenger RNA, 570 nt
Organism: Condylostylus longicornis
Lineage: Eukaryota; Metazoa; Arthropoda; Insecta; Diptera; Dolichopodidae
Product: E3 ubiquitin-protein ligase RNF181-like
Exons: 1
Coding region: 1-570 (189 amino acids)
Biological process (GO): protein ubiquitination
Molecular function (GO): ubiquitin protein ligase activity
Source: RefSeq, a predicted model, not a curated record